CAAAUACAGAGCAGAAGACACUAAGAGAAGCUCUAAUAAGAAAGAAGAAAAAAAAAACAAAAAAAGAUGGCUUUCUCAGUUUCCAUAUUUGCCUCACUCGCACCAUACUUAGUCUCUUUGUUAAUUCUCUUCCUUCUUAUCGAGCAACUCUCUUACCUUGUCAAGAAACGUAACCUCCCUGGCCCUCUAUUUGUCCCUCCGAUCAUCGGAAACGCCGUUUCACUCGUUCGUGACCCAACUUCCUUCUGGUACAAGCAAUCCGCAACGGCGGGCACUUCCCGUGGCCUCUCCGCCAACUACCUCAUCGGAAAAUUCAUCAUCUACAUCAGAGAUACUGAGCUUUCCCAUCAAAUCUUCUCCAACGUGGGUCUCAAUGCAUUUCACCCUCUCGGACAUCCUUUUGGCAAACAACUCUUCGGCGAUCAUAGCCUAAUCUACUUGUUCGGUGAGGAUCACAAAACCGUUCGCCGUCACCUUGCUCCUAACUUCACCCCCAAGGCACUCUCCACUUACUCUGAUCUUCAACAAAUAGUUAUGUUCCGUCAUCUACGAGAGUGGGAGGAAAGUUUCUCCGGCGGAACUAAGCCGGUUUCUAUGCGAGAUCUUGUCCGUGAACUCAAUCUUGAGACUUCUCAAACUGUAUUCGUUGGACCCUACCUUGACAAGGAAGCUAGGAACAGGUUCCGUACUGAUUACAAUCUAUUCAAUGUCGGAUCCAUGGCGCUCCCGAUAAACCUACCUGGCUUCGCCUUCAGCAAGGCUCGCCGAGCGGUGAUGAACCUUGAGGAGACACUCUCCGUCUGUGCCGGAAAAUCUAAAGAGAGGAUGGCAACAGGGGAGGAGCCAAAAUGCCUAAUCGAUUUCUGGAUGCAUGCAAUCGUCACGGAGAUAGAAUCCGGUAAUCCGCCACCACUUCACUCCGAAGACGAAGCAAUCGGUGGUUUGCUCUUUGAUUUUCUCUUCGCUGCACAAGACGCGUCGACGUCAUCACUCCUUUGGGCGGUAGCGUUUCUUGAAUCUCAUCCGGAAGUGCUUAGCAAAGUGAGGGAGGAAGUGGCCAAGAUUUGGUCGCCUGAGUCCGGCGAGCUUAUCACGGCCGAUCAGCUCGCGGAGAUGAAGUACACGCGCGCUGUGGCGCGCGAGGUUGUGAGAUACCGACCACCGGCAACUAUGGUCCCACACAUUGCUACUAAUGAUUUCCCGCUCACGGAAUCGUACACAAUCCCAAAAGGUACAAUCGUGUUUCCCUCGGUUUUUGACUCCUCGUUCCAAGGGUUUACUGAACCGAACCGGUUCGAUCCGGACCGGUUUAGCGAGACAAGGCAAGAGGAUCAAGUGUUCAAACGCAACUACCUAGCUUUUGGAUGGGGUGCACACCAGUGCGUAGGCCAGCGUUACGCACUGAACCACCUCGUUCUCUUCAUCGCAAUGUUCUCCUCUCUGUUUGAUUUCAAGAGGCUUCAAACUGACGGCUGCGAUGACAUCAUAUACUGCCCCACGAUAUCGCCAAAGGACGGGUGCACGGUGUUCUUGUCUAAGCGCGUCGUAACUUAUCCGAACCUCUCCUUGAGCUGAUUGGAUUUUUAUUAAAAUUAUUGGUGAUCA
This is a messenger RNA of Arabidopsis arenosa, 1605 nucleotides long. NCBI's taxonomy places the organism in Eukaryota, Viridiplantae, Streptophyta, Magnoliopsida, Brassicales, Brassicaceae. The record is from the annotation of a GenBank genome assembly.